Camponotus floridanus (Florida carpenter ant) is the source of this 1745-nucleotide messenger RNA. RefSeq names its product probable isocitrate dehydrogenase [NAD] subunit alpha, mitochondrial (gene Idh3a). The coding region runs from base 122 to 1201 and encodes 359 amino acids. Lineage: Eukaryota; Metazoa; Arthropoda; Insecta; Hymenoptera; Formicidae. Gene Ontology annotation, biological process: tricarboxylic acid cycle; isocitrate metabolic process. Gene Ontology annotation, molecular function: NAD binding; isocitrate dehydrogenase (NAD+) activity; magnesium ion binding. The transcript has 6 exons. Gene Ontology annotation, cellular component: mitochondrion. The record is from RefSeq and is a predicted model, not a curated record.
CGUAAGUCACGCAUGCGCGCGAGAAUCACGUCCGAAGUCGUUCGUCCCUCAAAGAUCCCGAUCCCGAAGAGAGCGAAUCGCGAGCCGUACAUAUUUUUUUCGCAUCUAUCACUCGCCGGCGAUGGCAGCCCAGUGGAUUCGCACAGCAAUCUCUUCGAAACUCACCGGUGCGCGGUUCUACAGCAGCCAGGUACACAAAUGCACUCUCAUCCCCGGAGACGGCAUCGGACCCGAGAUCUCUGCUGCGGUGCAGAAGAUUUUUGAUGCUGGCAAGGUACCGAUAGAAUGGGAAUCAGUUGAUGUGACACCAGUGAAGGGUCCUGAUGGCAAGUUUGGUAUACCACAAGCAGCCAUCGACUCUGUCAAUAGGAAUAAAAUUGGUCUGAAGGGACCCUUGAUGACUCCGGUAGGAAAAGGUCAUAGAUCUCUCAAUCUUGCACUCAGAAAGGAAUUUAAUUUAUAUGCUAAUGUGCGACCAUGUCUAUCAUUAGAAGGAUAUAAGACAUUAUAUGAUAAUGUCGACGUCGUCACUAUCAGAGAGAAUACAGAAGGUGAAUAUUCGGGUAUAGAGCACGAAAUCGUAGAAGGCGUUGUACAGUCUAUUAAGUUAAUUACGGAAGAGGCUUCUCUAAGGGUAGCGGAAUUUGCUUUUAAAUAUGCCACAGACAAUAAUAGGAAAAAGGUCACUGCUGUACAUAAAGCGAAUAUCAUGAGGAUGUCCGAUGGUUUGUUCUUGAGGUGUUGUCGGGAAGCCGCGCAGAAAUUUCCGGCUAUCAAAUUCGAAGAGAAAUACUUGGAUACAGUUUGUUUAAAUAUGGUGCAAGAUCCAAGCCAAUAUGAUGUGCUCGUUAUGCCAAAUCUGUACGGAGAUAUCUUGUCCGAUAUGUGCGCUGGACUCGUCGGAGGUCUUGGUCUCACACCGAGCGGGAAUAUCGGUUUGAAUGGAGCCUUAUUCGAAUCGGUACAUGGAACGGCACCCGAUAUUGCCGGCCAAGAUAAGGCAAAUCCCACAGCGUUAUUACUCUCUGCGGUAAUGAUGCUCAAAUAUAUGGGUCUCAAUAACCAUGCAAAGAUUAUUGAGAACUCUGCUUUUGAGACCAUCAAGGAAGCGAAAUAUCUGACCGGUGAUUUAGGCGGUACCGCAAAAUGCAGCGAGUAUACCAAUGAAAUUUGUAAGAAAAUUAUCGCUCAAACCAAAUAAAAGGCAGAUACUUCGUAAUCGAAAUUUAAACUGCCAAAUACUCGUAGAAUUCAUGCGCCCGCGACGAGAAAGGGCUGCUAUUUUCUACCAUCUGUUAAUCUGUAUGCACAGUCUUGUAUGUGCGUUUUCAGUGUAAAUCUACAAUCUGACUCGGAUAUAGAUCGGAUACUGUUGAGUAUUCUCCCAUUUUUGCAUCCAUGUAACAUAUGUACAUGUAGAUAUGUACAUGUAAAAAAUUAUUUCUUGGAUUUCUUAUGUUUUCUGUUAAUUCGUUAUAGGCGUGUUACAUCUCUUCUUGAUUCUUGAUGAUCUGUUAAAUAUGGAACGACAUUUAAUUUCGUUCUAUUCAUGAGAUGCGUGUACACCAUCAUUGUUUACAUCGACUGAACAUUCUUGUAUACGUGUAUCGUGUAUUAUUUAAUUUGUCCUAGAUAAAGAGUCCUAGUAAAGAUUGUAAAGAUUAGCCAUGUAAAUUAAAUAGUAAAAAUGCUGUAUCAUAAUUUUAAAUAAAAUUGUUACGCGAGACGUAUAUUCUAUAGCAAAA